GGCCCAAAGCGAAGUAUCUCAUUGAUUGGAUGUGUAUCGACAAUGCAACCGUCAUGCUCUGACUCAGUACGCGACUUCUCUCUAGGACCCACAUCCUCAUACCAUGGCAGCAACACCCCUCAGGCGAAUUGCCCUUAUUACUGGCGCGGCUCAAGGGAUCGGACGAGCAAUCGCUCUCCGUCUAGCGAAGGAUGGCCUCAAUGUCGCCGUGAACGACAUGCCGUCGAAGCGGCAGGAGCUGCAAAAGGUCGUCGCCGAAAUAGAGCAUAGCGGCCCGGGAGGCCAACAGGCUAUGGUCGCUGUCGCCGACAUUUCGUCUGAGAAUGACGUUCAGGUCAUGACGGCAUCCGUCAUUGAACAGCUCGGGGGAAUAGAUGUGAUGGUUGCUAACGCUGGAUACCUUUAUGCCGCAGAACUUGUGGACUCGACAACAGAAGAAUGGGAUAAGAUCAUGGCGAUCAAUCUCCGGGGUACCAUGCUCUCUUACAAAUACGCUGCAAUGCAGAUGAUUCAGCAAGGCCGUGGUGGUCGAAUCAUUGGCGCGUCCUCUUCUGCUGGAAAGCAAGGGUGCAACAAUGCUUCGGCAUACGCGGCUUCGAAGUUCGGUGUUCGAGGUUUGACACAAUGUGCAGCCAUAGAGUUAGCGAAAUAUAACAUCACGGUGAAUGCUUACGCGCCUGGUGCCAUAAACACGCCCAUGGUUAUGCAUCCACAAGAUGCGGAACGCGGCUUAGCUCCAGGGACGACAAUGCUCGAGCUCACCGGUAUGCUUGAGCGCACACCACCUCCAGCAGAUCCGGGAGUGAUUGCCAGCUUGGUGUCUUACUUGGUCAAACCCGAGGCCUACUUCAUCACGGGUCAAACAAUCAACGUCAACGGCGGUACUGUCUUCGACUAAACCUCAGGCUAUGGGCAUGUUCAAAGCGUGACGAGAUUCAACGCAACCGCCGGUCUAUAUGAAGCUUCACCGUGACCUUCCGUGCCAGCCUUGAGUCUAUGACAUUUCGAGCUUUAUCCUAUGUACAAUGCCAGCUAUCACCGAGCUGCCGAUGGACACACUGUACUACCGUACUACUACUACGUAGUAUGAUUGAUAUU
Messenger RNA from Rhodofomes roseus, 1098 nucleotides. RefSeq lists its product as uncharacterized. NCBI's taxonomy places the organism in Eukaryota, Fungi, Basidiomycota, Agaricomycetes, Polyporales, Fomitopsidaceae. The record is from RefSeq and is a predicted model, not a curated record. Bases 104 to 898 code for a protein of 264 amino acids. Gene Ontology annotation, molecular function: oxidoreductase activity. The transcript is spliced from 11 exons.